UGAAGGUAUCUUUUCUUUUAUCUGGGAGCAUCUGCACCAAGACAAAUUCCUUGUGUGUCCAAUCACACUUGGCCAAUAAAAAAUUCUAUUCUAUUCUAUUCUAUUCUAUUCCUAAUUCAUAUUCUAUUCUAUUCUAUGACUAUCAUUAAGUGUUGUACCUUAGGAUUCUUGAUGAAGGUAUCUUUUCUUUUAUCUGGGAGCAUCUGCACCAAGACAAAUUCCUUGUGUGUCCAAUCACACUUGACCAAUAAAAGAAUUCAAUUCAAUUCAAUUCUAUUCUAUUCUAUUCCUAUUCCAGUAUCGUAUCGUAUCGUAUCGUAUCCUAUUCUAUUCUAUUCCGUUUCGCGCUGCUCUCCGUGCAUUUUUCGUUUCCACGCCAUUUUUCCAGAGGAACCCACCCGAAAAAGAAAAAAAAGCUCUGGGGCAGGAAGGACGAAAGCAGAAGAAGGGGAAAAAGAAAAGAAGCCCCCCAGCUGUAAAACAGCCCUUCGUAUCUUUGCAAGGCAGCCAAGCGCUCAAGCCCGGCUGCGCUUCCGCGAGCGCAUGGGCAUUGGCGGCCAAGAAGCGGCGGUUGGUUCCGGCCUAGUCCCCGAAAGCGAAGGCGGGCGCCUGCGUGUGAGUAAGAGGCCGGCCCGACGAAAGCGCGCAUGUCCCGUCCGGGAAGAUGAAGGUGGCGGUGGCCGGUUGCUGUCAUGGCGCGCUGGAUAAGCUGUACGAGACUCUGGAGCUGCUGGAGCAGCGCCACGCCGACGCCCGGCCGGAGUUGUUGCUCUGCGCCGGGGAUUUCCAAGCCGUGCGCAACGCGGCCGACCUGCGCUGCAUGGCGGUGCCGUCCAAGUACCGCCAGUUGGGAGGCUUUGCCAAAUAUUAUUCUGGAGAGAAGAAAGCGCCUGUCCUGACUAUCUUCAUUGGUGGCAAUCAUGAGGCCUCCAACCACUUGCAAGAGUUACCGUAUGGUGGAUGGGUGGCCCCCAACAUCUAUUAUCUUGGUUAUGCUGGAGUUGUCAGGUACCGAGGGGUGAGAAUUGGUGGCCUCUCUGGUAUUUUCAAAGGUCAUGAUUACAGAAGAGGUCACUUUGAAUAUCCUCCUUACAACCAGGACACAGUACGAAGCAUCUAUCAUGUGAGAAAUAUUGAAGUUUUCAAGCUGAAGCAGCUCAAGCAGCCCAUGGACGUAUUUUUGUCCCAUGAUUGGCCUAGAAGCAUCUACCACUACGGGAACAAGGCGUUGCUGCUUAAGAAGAAAUCCUUCUUCCGCUCAGAAGUGGAGAACAACACUUUAGGGAGCCCAGCGGCAUCAGAACUCCUGCAGCACUUGAAACCCAGUUACUGGUUUUCGGCUCAUUUGCACGUCAAGUUUGCAGCAUUAAUGCAGCAUCAGGCUGAUAAUAGCGAAGAGCAACCCAAAACGACCAAGUUUCUGGCUCUGGAUAAAUGCCUGCCCCACAGGGAUUUCCUUCAGAUUGUAGAGAUCGAACACAAUCCCACUGCAUCCGAUUGCCUGGAAUAUGACCCUGAAUGGAUUGCUGUUCUGAAGGCUACUAAUGAUCUCAUUAACGUCUCUCCUUGCUACUGGAACAUGCCUGAAAAUAAUGGACUGCAUGAAAAAUGGGACUACAGUGUUAACGAAGACGAUAUCAAGAAGGUUUUGGAAGAGAUCAACCACGACCUUGCCAUCCCCCAGAACUUCAGCAUUACCGAGGCUUGUUACAAUUCCAACAAGUCUCAGCAAAAGACUGACUUGAUUCAUAGAAUCAGCCCCCAGACUACCGAAUUCUGUGCCCGGUUCGGCCUUGUGGACAUCAAUGCUAAAAUUCAACAACGGAAGGAAGAGCACAGCGGUGAGGAGGAGGAGGAGGAAGAGGAAGAAGAAGAAGAAAUAGACACUACCGGGUCGAUGAUGGAGUCCAGUGCCGAUAUCUCUAGCUUAAUUUCUUCAAACCCUGAUGAAAUAUUACUGGACGAUGAUAGCUGCGAUGACGACUUGGAGACUUCAGAAGGGCCAUCCUCUGAUCUCUCCUGCAAUACUUCAGAAAUCUUUUCUGAUAUCAGAAUCCUGCCUGUUUCUAUGGCAGUGUCCCCCAAUGACACUCUGGACAUUGUAGAAGAUGAACUGGAGAAAUCCAGCAAUGGGAAUCAAUCCGAGGAGCCAAGCCCUGAGGGGAAGCCUUUGAAGCGCCUAAGUGAUGAGAACAAAGAAGGGACGGUUGGCCCCAAGAAAAUCAAAAGGCGGAACCAGGCUAUCUAUGCUUCCAAAGAUGAAGAUGAAGAUGAGACAGGAGAUGAGAAUUCCUUUUCUUGACUGAACCGAGUGAUGGGAUCAUAAUUCCUGGCGUACCUGUGGCAGCUUCAGAAGUUAUGGAGCUCUGUACACUUUUGAUAUUGCAGUUGUAAUAAAAGCUUUAUUUUUAAAAUAGUACUUUUUAUAAUAGAUCAAAUAUUUUACUGGCAUCCGCAGAUUGAUUAGGAAGAAAGAAAUUACAGGCUUUUGAGAAUUUUUGCUAUGGAUUUCCCUACAAUUUGGAUUUGUUUUAAUGAAUCAAAAAAAAAAAAGAAAUAUUGUUUGCAUCUAAUUGAAUCCAUUCAAAGUCUUUUCACUUUUAUUAAAACUCAUGUUUUUUUUUCUUUUAUCAUUCAAUUUACUUUUAUGUCCAUCCAUAUUGGGUGUAUUUUGCAGCAAUAACAAGUGGUUUCUCUCCUUUGUUCAAGUCAGUUAUCUUUAUUAUGGGCCUGAGAUCAGAUAAGUCCCAGAAUUGAAACAAGGAUAGUUACUCUGGUAUCAGGGGUGAAAUCUACUUACCUUCCUUACCGGCUCGGAAGUGCACACACCGCACAGACUUUCUGCACAUGCGCAAAACCUGCGCAUGCGCAGACGGUAAAAAACACAUUACUUCCCGGUUAAAACCAGGAAGUAAUGACACCCGGGCGGGUGGGCAGAGCUUUGCUCCGCCAUCACUACCGGAUUGCCCAACUACCAGCCACGAUUGCUACUGGAUUGUGUGAUCCGGUCUGAUCUGGGAGCAUUUCACCCCGUUUGGUAUCCUUCAGAUGUUUUGGACCUCAGUAUCCAUAAGGCCCUACGGAUAAAUGUUGAGCAUUGUGGAAGGUCCAUGUGUGUGCUUCUGGAAUAAUCUGUGAUAUUGUUAUCUCUAGGAUAACGGGCAAAAUAAUAAACAUUUGUGAAAUUGGAAAAGCAGAAUUGUGCAUUGGGCCAGAAGUGAAAGUUAUUCUCCUCAGUAUCAUAACAUUCUAAGCUCAAAUAUGUGUAUAAACGUUGUUUUACAAAAACAACACUUGUUUCCGGCUCUUGUUUUCCAGUUUGUGAAAGGAAGAUCUAUCUGCAUUUCUGUUUUUGUCCCAGCGUGUGCAACAUGAAGCUUCUUCUGGAUUAGAGUUUGUGCCAAGCCAUAAUUUAAGGACAAGGAUGA
Ahaetulla prasina is the source of this 3428-nucleotide messenger RNA. RefSeq names its product debranching RNA lariats 1 (gene DBR1). The record is from RefSeq and is a predicted model, not a curated record. Gene Ontology annotation, molecular function: RNA lariat debranching enzyme activity. NCBI's taxonomy places the organism in Eukaryota, Metazoa, Chordata, Lepidosauria, Squamata, Colubridae. The transcript is spliced from 8 exons. Gene Ontology annotation, cellular component: nucleus. Gene Ontology annotation, biological process: mRNA splicing, via spliceosome. The coding region runs from base 665 to 2302 and encodes 545 amino acids.